AUACAACUCAACUAUCAGUCUUUAAAUCACCUUAAGCGGCCUAAGCAGGAAAAGUUACUAUCUUUACCCUCUUCCAGCCUUCCUGAUCUGCUCCAACCUCCCUCUCUUAAUGCCCCACCCUCUCGGUCUCUCAGCGCCCAUAUAGCCGAUAUCGCGCUGGACAUCCUUGAGGCGACUCAAAGGGAACUCUUUUGGCCGCAGAUUUCAAACGAGCGCCGCCAAAGUCUGCUGGCUGCAGGCCUCCUCGUAGAUGAGCAAAUCGACCCGACCAAACCAGGGCAAAAGAAGAAACCGUUACAACUAUACAUCGGUUGUCAUACAGGGCCCAUCGUUGCCGGCGUUGUCGGCUUCAAGAUGCCCAGAUACUGCCUGUUUGGCGACACCGUGAAUACGGCCAGCAGAAUGAUGAGCAAUAGCCUUGUAAUGACGAGGGGAAUAUUAAAGUUCUGA
Messenger RNA from Protopolystoma xenopodis, 450 nucleotides. NCBI's taxonomy places the organism in Eukaryota, Metazoa, Platyhelminthes, Monogenea, Polystomatidea, Polystomatidae. The record is from the annotation of a GenBank genome assembly.